GCGGGGCCGCACACACCUGGCGGCGCCCGGAAGCCGCGUGCUGAGUGCCCGAGCAUCACCUGGUGCAGGGAGGAAUGAAAGCCCCAGCAAGUUUCCUGAUGCAUGCGGCGUACCAGAGGAGACCUCCGACCUCUUUGCGAAAGCCUUUUCGGCUAAGUGUUCCUCUAAUCCUCACACCUAGCAUGUGACGUCGCUAGUAUCUCAGUUGCAACUGAAGGAAAAACCGGAGGCUCAGAUGGGUGGAGUACCCGAGCCUCCCGGUAUUUUGUUUCGGCCUUCAUAGUUCUCAGCCUUUACCCCAAAACUACAAAAAAUGAACAAAUCCCAGGGAUCGGUUUCAUUCACCGAUGUGACUGUGGACUUCACUCAGGAGGAAUGGGAACAACUGGACCCCUCACAGCGGAUCCUUUACAUGGACGUGAUGCUGGAGAAUUACAGCAAUUUACUCUCAGUGGAGGUGUGGAAAGCUGACGACCAGAUGGAGCGGGACCCCAGCAACCCAGAUGAGCAGGCGAGACCAUUUAUCAUUUUUAAGAACCAAACCCCAAUUGAGGAAAGAGGUAAUCUCUUUGAAAAAACGUUUAAUCUGAGCACAGAUUUUGUUUCCUUAAGGCAAGUACCCUAUAAAUACGACUUAUACGAAAAAACCUUGAAGUCUAAUUCAGACUUACUUAAUGGUAAUAGAAGCUAUAUAAGAAAGAGAGCUGAUGAGUGUAACGGAUUUGGAAAAGCACUCCUCUAUCUGAAGCAAGAGAAAACCCAUCAUGGGUUGGAAUACUCUGACUAUAAUAAAAGUGGGAAAGUCUUUAAAGAAGCCAUUUUUAAACAUCAGAAAAUACGAAAUUUGGUACAACCUUUUAUUUGUAAUUACUGUGACAAGGCUUUCUCCUUUAAGUCACUCCUCAUUAGUCACAAGAGAAUACACACUGGAGAAAAACCUUAUGAAUGUAACGUGUGUAAGAAAACCUUCUCCCAUAAGGCAAACCUCAUUAAACAUCAAAGAAUUCAUACAGGGGAGAAACCCUUUGAAUGUAUUGAAUGCGGAAAAGCUUUCACCCACCAGUCAAACCUCAUCGUUCACCAGAGAGCACAUAUGGAGAAGAAGCCCUAUGAGUGCAGUGACUGUGGCAAGACAUUUGCCCAGAAGUUUGAACUUACUACCCACCAGAGAAUUCAUACAGGAGAACGACCCUAUGAGUGUAACGAGUGCGCAAAAACCUUCUUCAAAAAGUCCAACCUCAUUAUACAUCAGAAAAUUCACACGGGGGAGAAACGCUAUGAGUGCAGCGAAUGUGGAAAAUCCUUUAUCCAGAACUCACAACUGAUCAUACACAUGAGAACUCACACGGGAGAGAAACCCUAUGAAUGUACCGAAUGUGGCAAGACAUUCAGCCAGAGGUCAACCCUGAGAUUACAUUUGCGAAUCCAUACAGGAGAGAAACCAUACGAGUGUUCUGAAUGUGGGAAGGCCUUCAGCAGGAAGUCCCGACUCAGUGUCCAUCAGAGGGUUCACAUGGGGGAAAAGCCCUGAGACUGCAGCUAGCUUGUUCUGUGGAAAAAUCCGAACCCUUCCAGUGGGGGGCAGACCGCACAAAGGUACUGAAGGAACGGGGACACGCGGGGCGGUGGGGGGAUACAAUCCAUCAAAUCAAAACACAUGUAAAAACAGGAUCCCCUAAGAACAGCCUUAUACCCAAAGUUAGAUACUCUGCCCAGCUAAAGCGUACAUCCAGUUGUAAAUAGACAUGCUUAGUCCUGUUACAGUGAGCUUUUUAAAAUCUUGAAUUAUUCUGGGCAGCAGCAUAAAGGAUCUGCAGCCCAUACCCCGGGAGUUGAGUGGCUGUGUAUGAGAUUAUGCCCCAAAACACAAAUCUUGUCUUACAUCUAUACAUGUAAAUUUAACACAGUCACUGGGAGUUGGAAAUUCUUGUCCUCUGAUAGUUAGGACAUGAGUAAGAUUUUCCAUACUCAACACCACGUGUCUUUCAGUACCUUUACAACCCAGUACGCAUUCCACAUGAACUAGGUCACAGUUUUAGUAGCGUGUAGCGUAUGUUUUCUCCUGCUACUUGAUGGCAUAGGGAAGUUGGUCGGACCAUCGUUAUUCAGCUGCCUCUUCAAUAAACAGAAGACAGUGUUGAAGGUUUAACUUGCUUCGGAGGUUGCUAAAAGCAUUAUUCACAUCGAUAUAUAAGUCAGAUAAUUCAGAGGGGAUUUAGGGAGUGAAAGACCACUGUGGGCUGUCACUCAGUGUAGGCACCACAGCUGGAGAGAGUGCCCACGUCCCUCGUGCGCAGUUCCUUUGCAGUGGGGUGUUUACAUAUAGAUGCCUGUCUUUUAACAUACUGUGUAACCCAUAAACUACUUGUGCUUUUAUUUGUGUU
Herpailurus yagouaroundi (jaguarundi) is the source of this 2384-nucleotide messenger RNA. It is a transcript of the gene ZFP1, whose product is annotated as ZFP1 zinc finger protein. The transcript is spliced from 4 exons. NCBI's taxonomy places the organism in Eukaryota, Metazoa, Chordata, Mammalia, Carnivora, Felidae. The coding region runs from base 314 to 1531 and encodes 405 amino acids. The record is from RefSeq and is a predicted model, not a curated record. Gene Ontology annotation, biological process: regulation of immune system process; regulation of cytokine production; negative regulation of transcription by RNA polymerase II. Gene Ontology annotation, cellular component: nucleoplasm; transcription regulator complex; chromatin. Gene Ontology annotation, molecular function: RNA polymerase II cis-regulatory region sequence-specific DNA binding; DNA-binding transcription repressor activity, RNA polymerase II-specific.